Gadus macrocephalus (Pacific cod) is the source of this 2889-nucleotide messenger RNA. RefSeq names its product KH domain containing, RNA binding, signal transduction associated 1b (gene khdrbs1b). Gene Ontology annotation, cellular component: nucleus. Gene Ontology annotation, molecular function: poly(A) binding; mRNA binding. The transcript has 9 exons. Gene Ontology annotation, biological process: regulation of alternative mRNA splicing, via spliceosome. The record is from RefSeq and is a predicted model, not a curated record. Lineage: Eukaryota; Metazoa; Chordata; Actinopteri; Gadiformes; Gadidae. Bases 463 to 1551 code for a protein of 362 amino acids.
ACACACACUCAUCACACAUCCUCUCCUUCCCUCUCAGCACCAAUACACUCAUCACACAUCCUCUUCUACCCUCUCAGCACACACUCACCACACAUCCACUCCUACCCUCUCAGUCAGCACCAACACACACUCAUCACACACACACCUCUACUUUCCCCAUCAGAACCAUCGGAGGAGGAGGCGGCUUCAGUAAGUAGGCUCUUCUGAGCUCACUUCCGCUCGCUCAGAGCGUCUCAGUCGAUCCGCCCGUCGCUGCUCCCGUUCUUCCAUUUGCAGCGCGUCGCUCCACGGAGAGGAUCCGCUCCCAGCCCUCGGGACCCGCAUGCGAAGCGCACACCGCCCGCCGGAUAAGCACUGUCUAGUAACGCAACUGGACUACUUUUUUCUAUUUACAUUCGUUGUUGUUUUUAAGAUUUUGUUUUUGCACGAAACAUCGGGACAGAAACUGAUUCUAACUACAAAAUGGAGAACGACGGCAAAUAUCUCCCGGAGCUGCUGGCCGAGAAGGACAGCCUGGACGCGUCCUUUACGCACGCCAUGAAACUUUUAACCGCAGAGAUUGACAGAGUCCAGAAAGACGAGCCUAAAAAGGAAGGGGGAGAGGCAUACCUGGACCUUUUCACAACCAAGAACAUCAAACUCAAGGAGCGAGUGCUGAUCCCCGUCCAGCAGUAUCCCAAGUUCAACUUUGUGGGGAAGAUCCUGGGGCCGCAGGGGAACACCAUCAAGAGGCUGCAGGAGGAGACGGGAGCCAAGAUCUCCGUGCUGGGCAAGGGCUCCAUGAGGGACAAGGCCAAGGAGGAGGGCAUGAGGAAAGGUGGGGAGCCGAAGUACGCCCAUCUGUCCAUGGAGCUGCACGUCUUCAUCGAGGUUUUCGCUCCCGUCCCCGACGCCUACCUACGCAUGGCCCACGCCAUGGAGGAAGUCAAGAAGUUCCUCUUCCCUGACAUGAUGGACGAUAUCUGUCAGGAGCAGUUCCUGGAGAUGGGUUACCUGAACGGGGGCCAGGAGCACGGGGCCCGGGGCCGAGGGGGCCCCCCUCUCAGGGGCCGGGGUGGCCCCCCCAACGGAGCACCCAGGGGGAGGGGCAUGCCUCCCCGCGGCGGCGCUACCAGGGGCCCGGUGGCCCGCGGGGGCCCGGCCAGGGGCACCGCGGUCAGGGGAGCUCCAGCGGGCAGAGGCGGGCCCCCGGCGGCGCCCUCCAGGGGGGCGGCCGCGCCCCGGGCCAGACCCCCCGCGGCCGGGCCCCCGCAGAGGAUGGCCCCGCCGCCCCCACACCAGCACGCCCCCGCAACGGCCGAGGCCUACGAGGAAUACGCCUACGAUGAGAGCUACACGGAGCCGGCCUACGAGUCGUAUGACAGCUACUACAGCCAGCCGCAGGCGGAGCCAGAGUAUUACGACUACGGACAUGGGGAGACAACGGAGACGUAUGAGUCCUACGGUCAGGACGACUGGAACGGCACCCAGCGCGCGGCCCCUGGGAAGGCCCCCCCCCCCCCUAGGGCUGCCAAGGCGCCGUACCGGGAGCACCCGUACCGACAGUACUGAGGCCGGACUCUGGCCCCGCCCACCGUAAACAGCGUUGCCCCUCCCCCUUUCCCAUAAGCCACCUCACCUCCUGACUGUCCACGAGGCAGCUGUCGCCUUUAAGCAGCUUCGACAAAAGUAAUUGUUCCCUUUUUAAAUCUUUACUUUGACCUCUCUUUCUCUCCUUGGUUGGCGUUCUGCCCCGGUUACCCCUGGAUUUAUCCCCUCGCACAAGACGAGCCAAAAAGACGAACUGGUUUUGGGGUUUGACAGCAAUGCCCUUUUUUCUGCCCCCCCCCCCGCCCCUUCCUUGUAAGGGUACCUUCCCACCUGCCGCCCCCCCAGCCUUCCCGUCCUGAGAGCGGGACGGUUAGGGAACUUUCAGCGCCUCUCCGUCUUCUUUCAGCGUUUGGUUUCUUUGUUCCUCUGUAUUUAUUCCCUCCUUUCUCUCUGGCUCAGUUACACAUUGCUGGGUUGUUAUUUCAUCCUUGAUCGUUUCUUUUUAUUCUUAUUAUUUCCAACACCGUAUUGAAGUCGAUCUUUUUUUAGUGAAGUUUAAGUGGUUCCUAAUCUACUUGUUAAAAAGGAAACCAUUUAAUUGUUUUCUAAAAAAAAAGGAAAAAAGGAAAGAAAGAAAAAUCUGUCCAGUGCGUUGCAGAUUCCCAUUAGGCUACAUUUCAAAAUUCUGUUUUUAAUACAGCCUAAUAAAAGUCCUCUUUAAACUUCAAUUAUGUAAUGUAGACACAAAAAAUCAUAAAUUAAAGUCAUAAGACCUGUUAAUGGCAUACAAUUCAAUUCAAUCAAUUCUUGAUAAUUACCAUUUGAUUUUAAAUAGCUUAAACAAAAUUAUGGCCAUUUAGACGCAGGCAGCAAUAUUUUGUCAUUGUAGAGUUUUGAAAUAUAGCCCUUAUUGACACUGUAGAGAUUGAUUGUCCUGAUAUCCUUAAUUUGCUUGUGGUUCAAAGUAAAUUCUAAGCCGCUGAAGACAAAAUGUAUAAAUUAUAAUUAUUGAUGUAAUUAACAAGGCCUAGAGGCCCUCUGUUAGAUAAUAUUAAUCCAGGUCUUCACAGUGUGGUUCUGAUCUAUAAACUGCAUGCUUAAACAACACAAAGGAGCAUUGGGACAUAAUAUCUCCACAUGGGUCUUCUCUUUCAGCAGAGAAGGGAUCCUGCAGCUUAAAAGAAACUAUUGUACAUAUUUAAAACAUCCAAACUGUUCUUGCCAGUAAUAUCUGUACCCUCUCCAUUAAACAAAAUGCAUUAUGCUACAUGUGUAAGCUUGCCUAAAUAGGUAACUAAAUUUGUCCAAACGAUGUUUUGCAGCAGUUUGUCAAUAAAGCUUAGUUUUUUUUUAAUGAAA